Molecule: messenger RNA, 6851 nt
Organism: Pocillopora verrucosa
Lineage: Eukaryota; Metazoa; Cnidaria; Anthozoa; Scleractinia; Pocilloporidae
Source: RefSeq, a predicted model, not a curated record
GUGAAGCAAUCGUGACUUCAAGACAGAUCGUCAGACACCAAUCUGUGGCGACGCUAUCAUGGCAGCGAAGCCAAUUUUCGUCGAUGAGCCAUGGAAUCCACAGCCUAGAAAUACAACUGUCGCCAACAGAAGUGUCGUUGUUAAAAACCUAUCACCCUUGACAAGCAAGGAGGCGAUAAUCAUUUACUUUCAGAGGCGAAGAAAUGGUGGAGGUGAAGUCGACGAUGUUUGCUUACGAAGCGAAGGUGUAGCAGUUGUUACAUUUGAAAAAGAAGAAGUCGCGGAGUCUGUUUUGACAAGAGUACACACCAUAGAUGGCGUUCAGGUGAAAGUGGAGCGAAAUGUUCAAUCAUCAAACCAGGUGUUUGGCAAAGUGGCCGCCCGUCUCGAUCCGCAACCAUUAGGUUUAAGCUUCUCCAGUUUGGAAGAAAUUCUACAAUCUAUCAAAGACGAAGCAGUAGUAGAGAGGAGAAGGAUUUUCGACGGCUUUGUUGUGUCCGGAACAUUUGAGGAAAUAGCAAAAGUCCGCAGCUUAUUACAGAAAAUUAUACCGAUCAGUAGUCAUCAGGGAAAGAGAGAGCCUGUGCAGACAGACUGCAGAAAGUCAGUGUAUCCGAAGGCUAUCAGAGAGUCUCCCCGAGCUGAUAAACCUUUUUUUGAACCAGCCAAUGGUCAAAAACAUCCCAACAGAAACUUGACAGGGAAGGCAAACUUGAGAGAAUUUCAAGGACGAGGAUUGAAUCAGCGCAUAAACAUGGUAAACAGCAAGGAGACAAACAAGGAAGAGGACAAAUUAGUACAUCCGGAGACAUUAACCUAUGGUUCUGCCGUUCCUUUAUUCGACUUCCCUGGUGCUGAGAGCUCGCCUAGCAUAGAACAGAAACGCGAGUCGGUGAAAACAGAACUCCGAAGCAGAGGUAGAAAUCAGUACCAAGCAAAAGCCACAAGGACAGAAGAUUCAAUGACGACAGCGGAGAGGAAAAGGAAAACAGAUGAAGCUAGGAAACUUGAAGAUGAAUUAAAAAAAUCUCAAAUUUUAGGUGUUGGUAAACGAUGGCUAAGCAGGGAAGAAGCAGAAAAGUUUAGUGACCUUGGAGGUCCCCAAAUUAUGGCCCAAAAUCAUAAACAUCCAACAGACUUAAGUGAUUAUAAAAAACACAAAGUGGAGAAUACAUUUCUUGAUGAAAAAAACAUCGAUACCCGAAGAGAAAUUCCCAUUCAAAAAAUAGCAAAUAAAGAAAUUGGUGAGAUGAGUCAAGGAACGACCACUGAAUCGUCUGCAAUAAAGAAAAGUUUUGUCGAGGACGACCCAAAUGAGAGAACAGAAAAUACUGAACUGGUUAUGGUUACGACUUCCGACGAUGCUUCGGGGUCAACCUCAGAACCAGCCCCAUUCCCUUAUGGCACUGAGCUUCGGAGCAACAACCAAAAUCAAGACGAAACAAAGCCAUUUGAAACUCUCUCGAGAAAACAACAGGGUGGUAAUAACAAUGGGCUCAGGGGUGUCAAAGAGAGGGGAAACUCUCCUUUAGACAGUGGAGGAGAAGCCGUGAGAAGUGAGCACAUCGACGAAAAUGAUAUGGAUGAAACGCAACGAAAUGAAAUCUGUGAAAAACAAGUUCAACCGCAAUCAAAGAACCCAAAGAGUCCAAAUGAAAGCAUAAAAGAACUGGAGUCCACAAUUUCUAGGAGGGAGAGCAACCACAUUAAAUUCUCCACGGAAACUGGUAUCACCGUCGUGUUGCUUGAAGGAGACAUUACGAACCAUCAUGCAGACCUUCUCAUACGUCCAACCAAUCCAUCGCUCUGUCACAAAGAGAGACUCUCAAAUCAAUUUCAGGACAGAGGGGGUACAUUGUUAAAAGAUGAAUGUCAAAGGAGCACACAAGGCCAAGAAACGCCAAAUUAUGGCGAAGUAUACUUUACUGAUAGUGGUAAUUUACCUUGCAAAGCUAUCCUUCAUGCAAUUCUGCCUCUUUGGACCGAGGAAAAGGAGGAUACGAAGGACCUUAAGCACUUAAUCCACGUUUGUUUAAAGAAAGGGUUGAUUUUGGCAUCAGAGCAUGGACACAGAUCGGUUGCGUUACCGCCAUUAGGACAAGAGGGGAAUCCUAUUCCAGUUCGUGUCUCAGCACAGGUGACAACUCGUGUCAUCGCUUCGUUCAGCAGAAGCGUUAGUCCAUUGCACAAUGGAGUCACUGAUUUACACAUUGUGUGUAAUGAUGAUGCCACUUUCAAUGUAUUUGCCAAACAAUUGAGAGAAUUUUCAUUUCGAGACAAACAACGACCAUAUUUCGUACAGGCUGAGGACAAAACAGUACCAUAUCAAAGCAUUCGAAGAUGUGGCACUGAACUCAAAACAGUCGAACUCUCUUCGCUGAAAGGGACACCUCGUCAGGAAAACCAAAAUUCGACCAUUUUACCAGUCUCUAAAACGGAUUUAGCCUCACAGCCAGCCUCACUUUCUCAUGGCACAGAGAGCAGAAGAAACAAUCUAAUUCGAAACGAAACAAAGCCUUGUAAAGCUCUUCCGAAAAAUCAACAAGAUGAUGAUGAUAACAGUAGGCUGAAGAAUGUCAAAGAGGAACAAAACGCUUUUCUCGAGAAUGGAGGAGAAGCUGUAGCAAAUCACCCCAAAGACGAAACAAUGUUUACUGAAGCGCUAAAACAAAGUGAAAUAUGUGGAGAAGAAGCCCACCAACAACCAAAGAGCCCCAAUUCAGAUGAAAGCAUUGAAGAUGCGGAGUCUUCAACAAUUGUGAUGGGAAACAACCAUGUCAAGUUCUCCGCAGAAACUGGUAUCACCGUCAUGUUACUUAAAGGAAAUGUAACAAGCCAUAAUGCAGACGUUCUUAUUAGUCCCGCUAAUCCAUCACUUUGUUACAAAGAGGGACUAUCUAAGCAGAUUCAAGAGACAGGGGGCAGAUCUUUAAAAGAUGAAUGCCUUAUGAUCACUCAAGGACAAAAAAUGUUAAAAUAUGGAGAGGUGCUUGUUACCGGUAGUGGUAAUUUACCUUGCAAAGCUGUUCUUCAUGCUAUUCUGCCCCUGUGGACCAACGACAAGGAGGAUAAGAAAGAGCUGAAGUGCCAAAUCCACGCUUGUCUUAAAAAUGGGCUUAUUUUGGCAUCAGGACGCAGACACAGAUCGGUUGCUUUCCCUCUAUUAGGACAGGAGUGGAAUCCCAUUCCAGUUCAAGUGUCAGCAGAGGUGAUCACUCGUGUCAUUGCUACGUUUAGCGAAAGCGUUGGUCCAUUACACAGUGGAGUUACCGAUUUCCACAUAGUAUGUGAAGACGACGCCGCUUUCAAUGUAUAUGUCAAAGAGUUGAGAGAAUUUUUAUUUCGAGACAAACAAAGACCGUAUUUCGUACAGGCUGAGGACAAAACAGUACCAUAUCAAAGCAUUGAAAGAUAUGGCACUGGACUCAAAACAGACGAACUCUCUUCGCUGAAAGGGACGCCUCGUCAGGGAAACCAAAAUACGACCAUGUUACCAGUCUCUAAAACGGAUUUAGCCUCACAGCCAGCCUCAUUUUCUCAUGGCACAGAGAGCAGAAGAAACAAUCUAAUUCAAAACGAAACAAAGCCUUGUAAAGCUCUUCCGAAAAAUCAACAAGAUGAUGAUGAUAACAGUGGGCUGAAGAAUGUCAAAGAGGAAGAAAACGCUUUUCUUGAGAAUGUAGGAGAAGCUGUAACAAAUCACCCCAAGGACGAAAAAAGGUUUACUGAAGCGCUAAAACAAAGUGAAAUAUGUGGAGAAGAAGCCCACCAACAAUCAAAGAGCCCCAAUUCAGAUGAAAGCAUUGAAGAUGCGGAGUCUUCAACAAUUGUGAUGGGUAACAACCAUGUUAAGUUCUCCACAGAAACUGGUAUCACCGUCAUGUUACUUAAAGGAAAUGUAACAAGUCACAAUGCAGACGUUCUUAUUAGUCCUGCUAAUCCAUCACUUUGUUACAAAGAGGGAAUAUCUAGGCAGAUUCAAGAGACAGGGGGCAGAUCUUUAAAAGAUGAAUGCCUUAUGAUCACCCAAGGACAAAAAAUGUUAAAAUAUGGAGAGGUGCUUGUUACCGGUAGUGGUAAUUUACCUUGCAAAGCUGUUCUUCAUGCUAUUCUGCCCCUAUGGACCGACGGCAAGGAGGAUAAGAAAGAGCUAAAGUGCCAAAUCCACGCUUGUCUUAAAAGUGGGCUCAUUUUGGCAUCAGGACACAGACACAGAUCGGUUGCUUUUCCUCUAUUAGGACAGGAGUGGAAUCCCAUUCCAGUUCAAGUGUCAGCAGAGGUGAUCACUCGUGUCAUUGCUACAUUUAGCAAAAGCGUCGGUCUAUUACACAGUGGGGUUACUGAUUUCCAUAUAGUUUGUGAGGAUGCAGCAAGUUUAAAAGCGUUUGCCAAAGAAUUGGAAGAAUUUUCAUUCCCACAUAAACAGCAAAAACAUUUUGUGACAAGAAAAUCACCGGAUGAGAUAUCUUGUCAAAGUGCAGCUUUUUCGAUUAGUCUUAAACCAGAUUCAGUGCCUAAGGAAGAGAAUGGAAUGACCCAAAUGGUCUCACCCAGAGAAGAAAUUGUCACAUCCUUAACUGAAAUUAAAUCAAGUGAAGAGCUAUCCGCCAGGAACGAGGAAAUGACAACGAUCGAAGUAGAUGAUUUUACGAGGCCUGUGGAAGUUCGAGCGUUCGAAAUACUGGAAGCAACGUCUGGAAGACGCUUACCUCGACUUGUUGGAGAACUAUCACAAAGUUUCCCUGAUGGAGAGAGUAUAAAGAGGGAAAUGGGGGAGGAGUUGAAAAGGGAUGAAUUUGAAGAGCAGGUCACUGAAAACCAUGAUUUUGAAAAGAAAUCUUCAGCACAACUACAACAGUCUACAGCUGUCGACCCGUUUUCUAAACGAGAAGAGAUGGGACAACGCCACGCUCAGCACAACAUGAGACACAUUACAAAGCCUCCUCCGUUAUCAAUGGGCAAGAAAACGAUAGUUCGAAGGAUUUCAAACUCUUCCUCUCUCCAGGAUGGUGGCAGGAUGUUAAAGGGUUUCAUGUCACCCACUAUUGAGGCCCUCAUGAAUGCCGAUCUUCACCUUGGUGCUCAAGGAUUAAAACUUUUGCAUGACGAUGAUGGCAAUGUAAAGAAAAAAGAAGACUUGGAGAAAAGCUUUUUGCUUGACUCACAUGACGAAAAUUGUUCAACUGCAUUUAGUGUUCCGCACUUAGAUGGCCAUCAGAGUGAUGACAAUAUGCCACAAAAUUGUGGAAGGAAAGUCGAAAAAAUCCCAGAUUCUGACAUGGAGCUUGGAACUCUUGAUAUUUUGGAAACAACAAAUCAAAACAGCCCCUCAGUAAGGGAGAAAGACGAAAAAAACGGAUCCCCCACACUUCCUGAGAAAAAUGUUUCAGCAGAAACUGCACAGCUUCAGAGUGCCAGCAUCCUCUGUGCUCUCUGCCAGGAAGCGGUGGAUCAAUUGGCCCCAGAAAAUUCAAACACUUGUGAAAAGCACAAGUUCUGUUACGACUGUAAACAGAAAGCUUUCUCAUUUAGUGAUGACUGUCCCGCUUUUGCGGAUGCAUAUGGCUUGACAAACCUCAAAAGAGUUGACAUUGCUACCCUCAUACGUAGAUCUGACCACGAUAUCAAAGACACUCAUCCUUCCACAUCCGACUCAAUCCCACUCGUGGAACGCCCCAGCAGUGCCUACAGGUCAGUCGGUCCCCAAGGCAACCAGCCUCCUGGAGAAAUGAUGUGGAAAAAGUAUUCGGAAGAUCUUACUGGUUUCGAAGGUUAUGGCACAAUUGUUACAACUUUCACUUUCUAUGAUGGAGUCCAAAGCGCAGAACAUCCAACCCCAGGCAAAUCAUACAAGGGCAUAUCGUGCAUGGCCUACUUUCCUGACUCGCAAGAGGGAAAACAGGUUUUGAAAUUACUUAGAAAAGCUUUUGACGCCCGCCUGGUAUUUACUAUUUCACAAACUGCUCCCGAAGAGUCCGGUCAGGUGGUGUUGGAUGGAUUAGAACUGAAGACCACAGCUGAAAGUUAUUUCAGGAAUGGUCAGCCAGACGUCGACUAUUUUUCAAGACUAAAAGGACAGUUGGCAGCUAAAGGAAUUUGCUGAAAAAAAAAAACUUCUGUUCUGCGGAACAGUGACUGAACUGAUUUUAACUGCGUUAUAUGGUGUUCUUCUUUAUACGUUUUUGAGGAUUAUUUUUAAGCUUUUUCCUUUGAUUUCGCGGCCUCGUGCAGAUGUAUAUCUCAGAUUCUCUUUUUCCUUUUUAUUUUGAGCUAGAACGAAAAAAUCUAAAUUAAAUAUUUUAUUCACCGAUCAUAUCUUAAAAGACAAUGCAGGAUCAACUAGAACGACAUUUUUUUUGGCUUUUCUGCAUUGAUUCGUUCGCAUGUCAUCCUCAGCUCACUUGUCCUUUUGUGCAUUCUAAGAGUAAAUAACGUAAUUCGUAAAAAUGAUAAGUAAUUAUUACCCUGUAUACCAUAGCGAGUUAAUUGUACGGAAAAAAAAAAUCACAUUGGAGGAACUUUUUUAUGUAGUUUGUUUCGUUUUUGGAUCUAUCGUCAGGUUGGUUUAGGCGUCUCUACACAAAACAACAAAACUAAGCAACAUAACUUUAAAAGACCAAAUCCAACAAAAAGGGAAUAGCGAUGGGUUUUUUCGCAUCAUAGAGUUAAUUUCAACGCUUAAAAGGCAUAAAUUUUAUACAAUUUACCAAGUGCAUCAUUGUCGAAUUUUAAUAAACUUGGAGGCUCUGCAAAUUUCCUAGAGGUAAUAACACUGAAGUGCGUGACACCUUAUAAUGACACCUGUGCAACUGUAACGCACGACAAUUCUACUAAAAUAAACUCGUCGUAGA